AUGCCUAUCCAGUGGAACACUGAGCUAGAGCGCCAGCUCCUACUCUGGAUUAUCAGUGAAGGCAACCUCACUCCCAACACCGAUGUCCUGCAGAAGGUUGCCGAUCGUUUCGGGCCUGGCGUCGUGACCGCGAAGGCUCUUUCACAAAAAUUCUACAAGCUAAAGAAGGAGGCCGAGAAGCUGCUCGCCGACGGCGCAGGACCAGAUACCCCAGCCACCCCAGUCGCUAAAGGCACCAAGACCCCCGCCAGCAAGUCCACCGCAGGCAAGCGCAAGAAAGCCACCGACACCAACGGAGACGCCGAGGCUGACGAUGCUGCGGCCGCAACUCCCACCAAGACCCCCAAGAAGCGCAAGACCAAUGCCAAAGACGCCAAAGUCAAGACUGAGGAAACUGAGCCCGAGGUUGCUGCUGAGGGUGAGGCUUCCGAGGAGGUGAAGGCCGAGGAUGGUGAGAACGGUGAUGGCGAGGUCGCUGCCGAUGCAGUUACCGAGGAGGCCGCUGAGGGUGUCAACGGCGAGGAGGGUGAGAAGGUUGCUGAGAAGGCCUAG
This is a messenger RNA of Cyphellophora attinorum, 552 nucleotides long. RefSeq lists its product as uncharacterized. The transcript has 3 exons. NCBI's taxonomy places the organism in Eukaryota, Fungi, Ascomycota, Eurotiomycetes, Chaetothyriales, Cyphellophoraceae. The coding region runs from base 1 to 552 and encodes 183 amino acids. The record is from RefSeq and is a predicted model, not a curated record.